This is a messenger RNA of Venturia canescens, 6291 nucleotides long. RefSeq lists its product as uncharacterized. Lineage: Eukaryota; Metazoa; Arthropoda; Insecta; Hymenoptera; Ichneumonidae. The transcript has 7 exons. The record is from RefSeq and is a predicted model, not a curated record. The coding region runs from base 3633 to 5954 and encodes 773 amino acids.
UGAGCGCACACACACACACACGAGUCGUUGUUAGCAUCGAAUUCAUUUUCCGUGGUCUAUGAUUGGACAUUGACGCAAUCACUAAAAAGUUUCGACACUAUGCAAGUAUCUCCGAUGGGAAUUCACGAGGUUGAGUAACUGGCCAAUUCGAUUAACGAGUUGUCGAGAAUGCUGGAACAAAUUAGACGUCGAAGAUGCCAAAAGUGGAAAGAUCUCGGAAUCCUGGAAAGAAAAUUCUCAAUUUGUUUUCCCUCAUUCUCCGUUCGCCGAUUAUAACGAGCGUUGGCCAACCGCGUGCGCCUCGCGAUAAGAAGUGGGAGGAGCGAGCGAUAACGCGAGCGCCUGUUCGGGAAGCGGAAAUAGCGAAAAUCCCACCCCGGGUUGGAGCUUCGCGACGCACGGGAUUGGCUGGCACUGUUCAAUAAAAAUCUCUUUUCACCAUUCAACCAAAGAGAAAAACGGACGAGAAGUUUUCUCUUCAGAAUUUCGCGAGCUGCCUUCCACAUAAAUCUGCGCUCUUGCGGAGCAGCUCACGGAAAUACUUGCAUAACGUACACGCGUAAAUGCGGUCGUGCCUUCUGUUGGCUAUUUUUCAUAUUUUCACUGAAUUUUAUGAACGCUCUCUUAAGCAGAGAGGAAAAAUAAUUUCGACGAGUCAUAGUCGCACGUGUUCGCCUACUUUGCUUCCUCUUCGUCAAUUAUUUUUGUUUGUUUUUAUACGAAAAGUGAGAAAAUUAGGGAAUGCGAAGGGUGAUCGUGUUUGUAAAUAGGCCGAGCGUCUUAUCGCGUGAUUCUCGUGUUCCACGUGCUUCAAUUCUUCGGGUUCUUGCUAUUUUUAUUCUCUUAUUUUUCUUCAAAUCAGUACUGAAAACUCGAAAAAGCAGCAGGAAAUACACAGACUUAAUAAUCGACAGCGCAGCCCCUUUAUCGCUAAUACUAACCAUGCUUCCAACUGUCAUUCCACGCUGAAUAUUUCGAAAGGGAAGGAGAGUCGAGCCGGUAGGGCCCUAAUGUAUCGACUCGAAAGUUCAAGAGCCAAAAUAGUUGUUGCUCGAUGUGCGACAUCUGACUUUGAAACAAAAGAGAUUAUGGAUCGCUAUGUUAAUGAAAAAGGAAAAUCGCACACGCGUCGGAUCGCGAUUGGAAUGGGGCUAAGGCUGGGCGGAAGGGAGAUCGGUACGCGUUUACGUGCCGAGCAUGGAAGAAAAAGUGGCAAAGAGUUUAACUGCUUGGCCAGUUCUCCCCGAUAGCGAGCAAGAGUGAAAGCGUAGCAAAAAUAUUUUCCCCGAGAGGGGCUGCGCGGAGGAGUUUAUGGGGAGGAAGGGGGAGGAAAAAAUGUUAUGGGGGCCUGAGCGAUCGGCGAACUUUUCUCUCGCGUUGCCUGCGCGGCUGGCGUGUGAGGCCCUGUCGAUAUCUCGAGACGAUUCGAGCUACCGUUUUAAAUGCUUUCUUUCUCUCUCGCUCGUGAGAGAAAUCUGGCGCUUCCGUGUCGAUGUGAAAAACGGCGAAGGCGCCCCGCGCCUUCAUUACUGAUUAAAACCAAAUUGUUCUUCCUCUUGGCACGGAAAUGUACGAGCGGCGAAAGAGGCUCGAGGAGAUCCGGGCUCAAGAAGCUCCGAACUUUCAUCCCGAUCGAAUAUUCAAAUUUUUACUUAUCAUUUAUUACCGUACUUUCGGAAAUGCGCACUUUAAAGGCCAACGUUGUUUUGCCUUCCUUUCUACGUCCCAUUACCUGAAAAGUUACCGAUCCCAAGUACCCCCCCAGUGGCGAGAACGCACUUCUCGCUUCGUGCAUUUUUCACUCGUUUUAUCGCAAACGAGAACGUUUAUUGACGUCCAAAGUGUGCGUGCGUGUUUACGUUACACGGGCGAAGAAAAAUGUGAAAGCAAUGUCGCUACACACUGAAUUUAUAGUCAUGACAAAGAAUUGUGAUGUAACGAAGAGAUGAAAUAUCAUUAAAGAGCCAUUACGAAUGACAUUCGAUAGCAGACUUCCAUCCUCAUUCGCUCACGUUAAUUCCUCUUGUCGCGAAUGAAUAUUUCUCGACCGUGAUUUUUCUAUCCCUCAAAAUCGCUGAGCCUCGUUAUUUUCCUUUUUCUCGACCUCCGCAGCUUCGAAUCUUGCUUCAUCUUCGUCGUUAAAAUUGUCAUCUCAAAUCGUUUCACGUUUGCACGGUUAGUGACAAAUUCUCAUUCGCCCGCGAGCACACUAGAGUCAAAAACGUGCGGUUUCCGUCGAUUCGCAACGCUUCGAUGAGCAUUGGAUAAUAAGUUCAAUCGCAGCCUCGUAUUCGAAACGCAGAGGCGAUCAAAACCACUUGCAAGUGAGAGAUCGAGGCUGGACCAACUCCUCGAGCACGGCUCCGAAGAUUGCGGAGAACUUUAGUGCCGUUGACGUUGUUGCUUUAUCCCACCACGAGAGUUGCGGCUCUCCCGCACCUUCACUUCACCAAGAGCUCGUAGUAUAGAGCAGUCUCGGUAGCAAAGCAGCCAAACAGCACCGGAGCAACGUCACGCUAUACUAAGUUGUGCCGCUGACCCAAAUGAAUCCUUCCACCAGCGAGUUAGUCCCCGUCCGGGCUUCUCCGUGGUAAUAUGCUCGAAGCGGCAGGCUCGAAGCGCGCUUUUCACACGAUAAAAAUAUUAUAAACUAAGAAAGUAGGAUUUAAAUUUCGCCAAACAAAUACAACGAUAAAUUCCAACGAAGCGCUCGAUCGCGAUGAACAAUUCCGGUUUCAUCGGAAUCUCGGGUUAUUUAAAACUCAAACGCAACGACCAAAAGUUGUUUUAAACAUUGUCAUUCGAUCCGGUGAUCCAAAAUUCUUGGCAUUAUGCAGACCCCCCUAAAACUCUUCGCCAUCGAUCUAGUGACGAAAUCCUCUCCGAAACGUGCGAACUGAAAGGAAAAAUGUUAUUUUGAGUUCUGCGAGACGAAGAAUUUUUAUUCGCAACUGAUGAACGAAGAAUAAAUUGUGUGCAUUGGAUUCGUUACAUUUUUCUUGAUUCUCGAUGUACGCGAGAGAUUUAUCGUUAGAGGAGAAAUGAUUGAUAGAAAUUCUGGAAUAAAUAGAAGCAUAAAAUAGGCUGGUGAAAAGAAGAAGGAAAAAAGCACGGAAAGUGGGAUUCAAAGUGGGGAAAAAGAAAUCAGUGGACUGGCUUUGUGUGCACGUGCAUUUCGAUUUGUUUACUAUCAACCGGAAGCUUCUUUCCUUUGUUUAAACGUUGGAAAGAGGAGAUGAAAGUCGUUGCGCGGAGUUUCCGAUCGAAAAUCAUCUGGCGCUGGUGCACAGCUUCUUCUCAGCUGGCUGCAAAUCUGCGUGAAUAAAUAUUUAUAAAUCUGAAAAUACAUGUGUCAAUGUUGAAAUACGAAGCGCGGAUAUAUUGAUGCUCGAGUCGCUGGAAAUAAAAUUCGAACGAGUUAAAACGAAGGAGAAACAAUUUUUGUUUGCCCCCGAGUGUAAUUGAGCUACGAAAUCUUCCAAUUGUCCUCGCUGUACGUCUAAACACCGCAGCAUUUUUACGGAUUGGGAACACGUGCGAAGUUUUUCAUUCUCGAAAUAGCGAUGUCGCUAGGUUCAAAAGCUCGCACUCUGCUGCCCAUCACUCGCAGUCAUUAACACUCAACAUCCAAGAUGCGGAGCGAGGUGGGUGAAUGGCUGGCAACGUGCGUCGGUUCGCCAAUCUGCAUUCUUCUGCUGUCGUGGUCCCUGCUCAUCUACCAGAACCAGGCGUCGUCCUUGAAGCGCAGAAUCGAUGUGCUCUCGUCGGCCAUUCUCGCCCAGAGUCUUGCUCAUCAAUUGGGACUUCUUUUAUACGCGAUUUUGACGCUCAUUAGGCCGACCAAUCAUUUUGGUGAAAUCUGCUCGUCGCUCGUCUGGAUUCUCAACUCUUCGAGCAUUCUCCAAGAACUGACGUUGACUUCGAUCGCGAUAUUCGCUGCGAUCGGCAAGGACGAAACGUGCUUAACGAAAAACCACAUAAAGUAUCAUUUGGUUAGUCUCAGUGUGGUUAGCGCGUGCAUAGGGAUAACUGGUGUUUUGAACUUCGAGCCGGAAGUAUGUGUUUUUCUGGCUCACGAAGUGUCCAUCAAGUAUGGAAUUUUUGUAAAUUCUCUUCGUGCUUUGCUAUGCCUGGCCACGACGUUCGGACUUUUCACGUCACUCUUCCGCGACGCCUGUCGCUCACCAAAAGCCGAGCUGCUCAAAUCCGUUUCCGACCUUUCGGAAGCCAGCUCGAAAAACUCCUCCGGAGCUUUCGAGUGUCACCCGCAAAAUUGGGAUCCGUCCAGCGGCUCAUGCACCAGUGGAUCAACCAAUAGUCGAGCUUGUCUCAGGAAAAGGAAACCGCAUGUCGACGAAACUGGCGACAAAUCGACGGUCUACAGCAUCCUAUUCGUUUGCUACUUGUUUCACCAUCUACCUGUUCUGAUCGUCUCGAUCAGGCCGGAUCUUCUGCAGGAUUAUUGCUCACCACAAAAUCUUGCAAUAUGGUUGCCCCUCAUCAAGGAUGUGCUUCUGCCAAUUUUCUUGGCGAUAUUCGACAAAAUGUUUUGCCGAUACGUCGCCAAAGUUUACACGAAGCACGACAACUCUCAGAAACUUGCGCAUUGCGGACUGGACGGGAAGUUCAGGCACUUCGAACAGGACGCCGAAUACAAGCUUCAACUAAACUUGAAUCAUGGUCUCAAGUUUCCACUCACAAAUGGCAGCCUUUACGGACGAUUGCAUAAUCAUCAUAAUCGAACGCGCACUGGCACGAUAACAAUGGGCACUCAACAUUAUCCGCAUCGCGCUCAAUCGGUCGCCGAGGAUAAUGCGUACGCUUCGUUGCCAGCGGAAUUGACUUCGUUCACAAGUUCGACUUUCGAGCCCCGUCACAAACGUCAUCACAAUCAUCACCAUCACCACCAAGAAAUGGUGAAGAGUGGAUCGAGUCCGAGGGAGCACGCGGCGCAGCAGCGACUGAUGCGUCUGAACGAGAAUUUGGAAUUCGCAAAUCGUCGAAAAAUCGGUAGCACCGACGUUUUCGGUCAGAACAUGGAAAAUUUGGUGCAACUAGAAGAUCCGAUGAAGCGAAAAUUCGCGAAAAGUCUCGACGAGAUCAGGGAAGAAAGUGUUCACGGUAUUUGUGGGGCAGCACGUCGCCAGGUCAGAAGUUCAUUGGGCAUGGAAACCGGCCCAAUAGAGAAGUUUCCGGGCUCCUCGACCUGUCGAAAAGAGGAAAGAGAGUCGACGAGAAAUGUCGUCCGAAGAAACCAGAGUUUCGACCACGCCAAGUAUCCCCACAUUGGCCUCGACUCUCGCACGUACGAUAUCCGGAGCGAUUUUCUGCUGCGGGCCAGAGAGCAACAACAGCAAAAUGGCGCGGAUCCUUCGCGUCUGGGUAGCGUCGAACAAGAAAUCGGUUAUGAGACCUCGGACGACGAGAGCUGCGACCUUGACAAUGGCGACUUCGACGACACGAUGAGCUCGUGCAAGAGUCGCAGCCGGAGCUGCUGCUCCGUCACAACCGUCGCCAAUGACGACUUUGAAUUCUUUCAGCGAAAGGGUACAAAGGUCGAACUUCUGGCAGGAUCGAAGCGUGCACCUUGCAGCCAAGAAGUGAAGGUCAACAUGCGUUCUUUUACGCCGAAGAUAAUCGAGAACAAUUGGAGCUGCGAGGAGAGCACAUUGGCGAGUCGCAACAAAAAAAAUUGUCAAACGGAGGAGGCGAUCGAGAGUACAAAACCAACGAUACAAUCGUAUCGUUUGAAAAAAAUCAGCCCGGGAUACUCGAUGAACGACCUUGACAAAGUUUAUCCGAAUAAUAAACUGCCAAACCUGUCCAUGGACAGUCUUAAAAACGCGUUAAAAAAUACAGGGCUCAGUUACAUGGACAACGGGGACGUAUGCAAACACGAGAUUGGCGGUUCGGUGCCAGAUUUGAAAAAGAUUUUCGUCACCGACUUCAUUUGAGUCGAUUCUUUGAUACUCUUUUUUCCUCCUUUUUUUAUUCGACGAAUAUUUAUUUUACGAGCAAUUGGUGCGAAAUAGUUCAUUACACGAUUGUGUAAUAAACUACGAAAUAAAAAAUGCUCUCGUUCAUUGAAUUACGAACAAGGGGAAUGUAAAAAUUGUAUCGUAAGAGAACGACUAAGAACCUGUCACUAAUAUCGAUCAAAUUUCAUCUCAUGUAUCAUAUUACGUUUUACCUGAAUUAUUAAUUGUUCCCGAUAACAAUCACAAUUGUAAAUAAUUGUUGUAAAUUUGUAUGGUAAUAUUUAAUAAAAUUCAAUGAAUGUACAAUACUAAA